This is a messenger RNA of Dichotomopilus funicola, 1194 nucleotides long. RefSeq lists its product as uncharacterized. The coding region runs from base 1 to 1194 and encodes 397 amino acids. Gene Ontology annotation, biological process: spindle assembly. The record is from RefSeq and is a predicted model, not a curated record. The transcript has a single exon. Gene Ontology annotation, cellular component: cytosol; HAUS complex. NCBI's taxonomy places the organism in Eukaryota, Fungi, Ascomycota, Sordariomycetes, Sordariales, Chaetomiaceae.
AUGGCCCACCUCCCGCCCAACAUGGCCAUCUUCUCACCGUCAGUCGCCCGCGCAGCCGCCUCGGCCGCAAAAGAGUGGUCAUAUGUGGACAGUUGGUUACAAGCCAAGUUCCCGACUGGUGAUCCUCCCCAGUUUGAACGCAACCCCGACACACUACGUGCCCUACUUUCCAUAGCGUCAGCGAACGAGGCCGCCGACGAAGAGCAGACUCUCCUCGCCCGGCUCGAAGCCGAGACCCUCGACCAACUUCGAGCUCAUGAGGACUCCCGCGACCGAGGCGAGGGGCACGGUAUCACCAACAACACACUUGAGUCGGCUCGUGAAGCAAUCCUUACCGCUCUCGAGACUGCUCUCCCGCGCGAGGGCCAAACCGCCCUCACCGCGCUUGCCGCUCUCGCUCUCCAGACCAACACACCACUACCAACCCCGGCAGUCCUCGGCGCAGAGCUUCUCGACCUGUCCACCGCAGCCGCCGAACUGGAACAAACCACCGCCCGCAUUCACACGCUCACGAGUCAUAUUGCCCGUGAAGCCGCGGCAACGGCUGACCUAACUGCCGAGUUACGACCCCCUUCUCCAAACCACCACCAUCACCACCAUUCCGACGACGAUGACGAUGAUGACCUCUCCCAAGACGACGAACCCCACCAAGGCCCUACUUCCAAUCCCAACCACCCCAGACGUAGCACCAAAAUAGUAGGACGACCAGGAAGCUACCAACCCCCAGCCGACCUCGCCCUCCAAAACCUCGCUCUCCAACGCCGCAUCAAAGCCCUAACCACGCGCAUCCCCGAACUCCGCGACCGCGCAGCCGCCGCCUCCCGUUACUUCUCCUCCACCUACCCCUCCCACCCUUCUUCCUCCUCCCCAACCAAACCCACACACUCCCACUCCCACUCCCCGUCGAAAUCCUCCAUCACCUCCACCAGCACCUUCCCCUUCCCGUCCCUCACCCAACUCCAAACCUCGGAAUCCGCACACCGCGCUCUCGCAUCAGAGAAACGCGCGCUCGAGGAUCAAGUGCGUGCUUUCCAGGGCUUGCCGCCUGAUACGGAACAGGCGCGCCAGGAGGUGGAGAGUAUGAGGGGUCGGUUGCGGCGGAUGACGUUGCAGAGGGAUGAGGCGUUUGAGGAGCUUGUGGAGAGGGAGACGCCGAGGCGGGGGAGAGAGAGGGAGAGGGAGUGGGGGAGGUAA